AUGCCACUAGACGACUCUCGAGCUUGGCUCGAAGCCACUGGGCAAGGAGAAGGAGGGCAUCACCCAAGCUCACGCCUUGCCUCCGGCUGCGUUCGGGUGCUCCAUGAAACCGCAGCUCCUGCUUCCCGAAAGAACCGGACGGUCAUGAGAAUGGCUGACAUUCCCACGAAUGAAACGGAGGAGGGGAAAGCCGCCCGCCCAAGCCGCAGAAACGGCGCACGACGAACUGAUGGCGCGAUGAAUUGGUUCAUUGUUUUGACGUAGCGAGCCGCCGUCGCCGACAUCAAAGCACGGUUCCACGAGCGCUGCCUGGUAAGCGCACUGGCGAGUGAGGAAGGUCAUGUUGAUGGCAGAUACCCAUUCGAUGCACUUUUGCAUUGCUGUGUGUGCAGAAGUGCCACCCCGAUAAGGGCGGCUCUUCGGCGGCGUUCCGAGAGCUGUAUGAGGCCUACAAAGUCGCCUGCGGACACCUGAUUGGCGGCAGUGUGGGAGGGGUAAGCAGCCGAACGAACUCACUGCAUGUGCUGGUCUCAUUGCGUUGUUGUCUGUCUGUCUGUCUGUCUAUCAUCGUCAGGGCCGUCAGAAGGUGUUCGUCACGGAGUUAGAACAGCUUCGCGCGCAGGUAAGUGAUGGACCAAUUGACGAAUGAGGCAGACAGACAGACAGACCGCCGUGCUCAUCAGAUUAAUUGUGCAGAACGAAGAGGCCAAGCGAAAGGCAGCGCCAGCACGAGCCGCGGGGAAGGAGCACUUGGAGAAGCUGCGCGAGAUGUGCGCGAGGGAAGAUGCCGGCGAGGAGCUGGAUAAGACGGCCUGCCUGAAGGAGGCCCAUCGGGCGGACAGGGCGGCAGCAGAGGAGGCCAAACGCACCUUCGACAAGGCCACCGCUGCCGGCACACGAGGCGCCAUACAUACAGCGACAUGUAUGUAUGUGUGGACGCCGUACGUUUAGAGUAUGUGUGGAGAGGCAGCAGCUUCACGUGACUGACGUUUCAGUCGUUUUGGCGCGAAAGUUGUCGGUGUAAUCACGUUCUGUUCUUAGUGCUGCGUAAGUGGGGGGACCCCCUCCCCCGGAUGCUAUGCGUGUGUGCAUACACUUAUCCGUCAAUGGACUCUCUCGGCCAACAGAGAUUCAUCUAGAUGUCAUCGGUC
Molecule: messenger RNA, 1151 nt
Organism: Vitrella brassicaformis
Lineage: Eukaryota; Vitrellaceae
Source: the annotation of a GenBank genome assembly